This is a messenger RNA of Thamnophis sirtalis, 1549 nucleotides long. NCBI's taxonomy places the organism in Eukaryota, Metazoa, Chordata, Lepidosauria, Squamata, Natricidae. The record is from RefSeq and is a predicted model, not a curated record.
AAGGGCUUUAGCCAAAAGUGUAGCCUUAGUACCCAUCAAAGGAUCCACACAGGGGAGAAGCCAUAUAAAUGCAUGGAAUGUGGAAAGGACUUCAGAUCAAGCAGUAAUCUUACCUCCCAUCAAAGGAUGCACAGAGGGGAGAAGCCAUACAAAUGCAUGGAGUGUGGAAAGGACUUCAGAACAAACAGUAAUCUUACAAGGCAUCAAAGAAUGCACAGAGGGGAGAAGCCAUAUAAAUGCAUGGAAUGUGGAAAGACUUUCAGAGCAAGCAGUCAUCUUACAUCCCAUCAAAUGAUCCAUACAGGGGAAAAGCCAUAUAAAUGCAUGGAGUGUGGAAAGACCUUCAGAUCAAGCAGUGAUCUUACAUCCCAUCAAAGGAUCCACACAGGGGAGAAGCCCUAUAAAUGCAUGGAGUGUGGAAAGGACUUCAGAACAAGCAAAGAUCUUACAUGCCAUCAAAGGAUCCACACAGGGGAGAAGCCACAUAAAUGCCUGGAGUGUGGAAAGAGCUUCAGAAGAAACAAUAAACUUACAUCCCAUCAAAGGAUCCACACAGGGGAGAAGCCAUAUAAAUGCAUGGAGUGUGGAAAGAGAUUCCGAACAAGCACUCAACUUACAUCCCAUCAAAGGAUCCAUACAGGGGAGAAGCCAUAUAAAUGCUUGGAGUGUGGAAAGGACUUCAGAACAAACAAAGAUCUUACUUGCCAUCAAAGUAUCCACAAAGGGGAGAAGCCACAUAAAUGCCUGGAGUGUGGAAAGAGCUUCAGAACAAACAGUAAACUUACAUCCCAUCAAAGGAUCCACACCGGGGAGAAACCAUAUAAAUGCAUGGUGUGAAAGAGAUUCCGAACAAGCAGUCAACUUACAUCCCAUCAAAAAAUCCACACAGGGGAGAAGCCAUAUAAAUGCAUGGAAUGUGGAAAGGGCUUCAGCACACCCCAUAGUCUCAUUUCCCAUAACACAAUUCAUAGACUGCAGAAUUCCUAAACAAUGAUUAAUUUAGAUGGGAAUGUAUGCUAAUUAUUGAUUUAAUGGAUUGUAUGUAUGGAUUUACAAUUUACAGACUGAAAUCUGGAAAGGGUUUUUGCUGUGCUUCAACUUUCUGACAGCCAUAGCGAGAUGAAUUUAGUAAUGAAAAAGAAACAAUGGGCACUUGUCAUUAUAAUUAUGAUUUAUACUUUUUUUAAAUGUAUGUGUAUAUACAAUAUAUAGGAGUUUCAGACUCUUGAGCCAGUCGUGUCACAUGUGGGACACACCUACCCCAGCCCCUGCAAAUAGGGAAACUGUUGCAAUGCAUCAUGUACAGCACCAGAAAACCAAAAACAAUCUUGCCGCUGCACUGGCUGCCAAAAUGACCAGAUCUUGUUUGGCCAUGAAGACUGAACUGGGUUUAAACUCCAUGUGCAGCUUUGGUCACCUAGAUAUCUCUCUACACCAGGGGUGUCAAACUCUAUUUCAUUGAGGGCCGCAUCAGGGUUGUGUUUGACCACAGGGGGCCGGGAUGGGUGUGGCCAGCUGGAUGUCACUUGUGUCGAUUGCCUGUCCUGGC